GGUUAGGGGAGAUUAGCGUGGCGGUUUAAAGGCCGGAGCGACGCGGGGAACGGGUGCCAGGCGCGCCGGAGAGGAAGCGGCGGCCGCCGCCGCCGAGCAGCGGAGCAGCCCGAACGGCACCUGUUGACGAUGCCAGCCAUCAACAUCGAGGACCUGAGCGAGAAGGACAAACUGAAAAUGGAAGUGGAGCAGCUCCGGAAAGAAGUCAAGCUGGAGAGGCAGCCGGUCUUUGCUCCCAUUCAAGACGCAUGGUUGCUAUUACAGAACCGCAAGGUGUCCAAGUGCUCCGAAGAGAUCAAGAACUACAUCGAGGAGCGGUCGGGCGAGGACCCGCUGGUGAAGGGGGUUCCCGAGGACAAGAACCCCUUUAAGGAGAAGGGAGGCUGUGUCAUCGCUUAGGAAAACGAACGCAGCGCCUGCCACCGGAGCAGACACUCUCGUUGUACCUGUAGGGAGUCACUAGCGUGUCCCCACCGCCACCGGUCCUUGUUGAACGAGCACAGGAGCGGAUUUCAUUUUUUUUUUUUUUUUCCCUUACAAAAAUAAAGAAACCAACCCGAAAGCAGCCGCGACCCGCGUCGGUCGCUCGGCAGGGACGGCUGUCCCCCGCUCCCCGGCGUGGCCGUCCCUCCUCCCGCGGCGGGGACGGCUCCUUUCGCUUCGCGGCGCCCGCUUUCGCCACCCGUUUAUCGGUUGCUUCAUGGCUGUUCGUUGGCAUUAAAGGAAACCUGCCUGUAA
Molecule: messenger RNA, 738 nt
Organism: Harpia harpyja (harpy eagle)
Lineage: Eukaryota; Metazoa; Chordata; Aves; Accipitriformes; Accipitridae
Product: guanine nucleotide-binding protein G(I)/G(S)/G(O) subunit gamma-11
Exons: 4
Coding region: 130-399 (89 amino acids)
Biological process (GO): G protein-coupled receptor signaling pathway
Cellular component (GO): heterotrimeric G-protein complex
Molecular function (GO): G-protein beta-subunit binding
Source: RefSeq, a predicted model, not a curated record